AUGACGUCGGAGCGUUCUCGAAUCCCGUGUCUCUCGGCUGCUGCUGCCGAAGGAACAGGGAAAAAGCAACAAGAAGGAACAGCAAUGGCGACACUGCAUCGCAAAGUGCCCAGUCCGGAGGCGUUUCUGGGCAAACCCUGGUCCUCCUGGAUCGACGCCGCCAAAUUACACUGCUCCGACAAUGUAGAUUUAGAAGAGGCUGGAAAAGAGGGUGGCAAAAGCAGGGAGGUUAUGAGGCUUAAUAAAGAAGAUAUGCACUUAUUUGGCCACUACCCAGCACAUGAUGACUUCUAUCUAGUAGUGUGCAGCGCCUGUAACCAGGUCGUCAAGCCGCAGGUUUUCCAGUCACACUGCGAGAGAAGACACGGUUCAAUGUGCAGGCCUCCACCCUCACCAGCGUCUCCAGCCUCCAACCCCCGGACAUCACUAGCACAGGUGAAGACGAAAGCCUGUCUCAGCGGCCAUAACGCUGUCAGCAGCACCUCAAAGCCAUUCAAAACGCCCAAAGACAAUCUCCUUACCUCCAGCAGUAAACAGCACACGGUCUUCUCCGCGAAAGGACCAAGGGACAAACCAUGCGUUCCAGUUCCCGUAGUCAGUUUAGAGAAAAUUCCUAACCUAGUGAAGGCAGAUGGUGCCAAUGUCAAAAUGAACUCUGCCGCCACUGCUGCAGCCACUUCCGCCGCCGCCGCCUCCUCCGCCGCCUCCACCCCACCUUUAAUUAAGCCCGCCUUGAUGUCCACGUCAGUGCCACCGUCACCCGAGAAGAUCUUAAAUGGCAAAGGGAUUCUGUCAGCCGCCAUAGACAAGAAACACCAAAAUGGCACCAAAAACAGCAGCAAGCCUUACCGGAGACUUUCAGAGAGAGAAUUUGACCCAAAUAAACACUGUGGAGUAUUGGAUCCCGAGACAAAGAAACCUUGCACAAGAUCCCUCACCUGCAAGACACACUCGCUGAGCCAUCGGAGGGCCGUCCCGGGCCGGAGAAAGCAGUUCGACCUCCUCCUGGCCGAGCACAAAGCCAAGUCCCGGGAGAAAGAAGCGAAAGAGCAUCUCCUGACUUCCACCAGGGAAAUCCUUCCCAACGCGCCGGGGCCAGCGCCAGACUCUCUGCAGGGAUCGGCCGCGAGCGCAGGCCAGGGGCCAGAGCCCAAAGUCGCAUCUCCCGGAAAAUCCAGGCCGCCCAACUCUGUGCUUCCGAGGCCAUCAUCUGCAAACAGCAUAAGCAGCAGUGCAUCUUCAAAUCACAGCGGCUCCACUCCGGAGCCCCCCGCGCCCGCAGCCGGAGGUGAACUCGCCAGCCGGCUGUCCAGUGAUGAAGGGGAGAUGGACGGAGCGGACGAAUCUGAGAAGCUAGACUGCCAGUUCUCCACGCACCACCCCAAGCCUCUUGCGUUUUGCUCAUUUGGGAGUCGCCUCAUAGGACGAGGGUACUAUGUGUUUGAUAGAAGAUGGGAUCGUUUUCGAUUCGCACUAAACUCCAUGGUAGAAAAACACUUGAAUUCACAGAUGUGGAAGCACAGAAGCCCGAGCCACAGGGCAUCAGGUCCCUCCCCCCUGUUCAGGACUUGCCUAACCAAUCUGCUGUCACUGAGCAACAUUGGGGCUGCCUGGGUGUCAACUCUGGAGAGCGUAGCACCUCGCUGCCCUCUCGGCCUCGCUGCCCACACCCCAGGCCCUGACGGGCCCGAACCUGGAGGGGGCGUGGAAGAUCUUAGGAAGAAAAGGAACGGCCAAGACUCUUUUUUCUUUAACAAGCACUUAACCCUGCAUCAGGAGACGCCAACCCAGUAUUCUCUUGCAGCCAGGAAGAUCCCUCCUGCGGCAGAUAGCCCCAUGCCCUCGCCAGCAGCCCACAUCACCACCCCUGUGCCAGCAUCCGUUUUACAGCCUUUCAGCAACCCCAGUGCUGUGUAUCUUCCUUCAGCUCCCAUCAGCUCGAGACUCACCUCUUCUUACAUAAUGACAUCAGCCAUGCUCCCUGACGCAGCUUUUGUGGCAUCGCCGGACCCGCGCGUCCUCAUGUCCCACACCACAGCUUUCCCCCAUGUGGCCGCUACCCUCAGCAUCAUGGACUCAACCUUCAAGGCCCCAUCCGCCGUGUCCCCGAUACCAGCUGUCAUCCCUUCCCCAUCCCACAAGCCAUCCAAAACCAAAACCAGCAAAUCCUCAAAACUCAAAGACCUGUCCGCCCGGAGCGAAGAGUCUCCAAGUAACAAAAAGAGGAAGCCACAGUCUUCGACUUCCUCCUCCUCCUCCACCUCCUCCUCCUCCUCCUCCUCCUCCUCCUCCCUGUCCUUGCAGACCUCCCUCUCGUCCCCAUUGUCAGGGACCCACAAAAAGAACUGCGUUUUGAAUGCCAGUUCCGCUUUGAACUCCUAUCAGGCGGCCCCUCCCUAUAACAGUCUGUCCGUGCACAACUCAAACAACGGGGUGAGCCCGCUCAGUGCCAAGCUGGAGCCCUCAGGACGGACCUCGCUGCCCGGUGGCCCUGCGGACCUAGUGAGACAGGUGGGCCCGGUGGGCGGCAGCAGUGGCUCCUGUCCCCUCUCUGUGCCCUCCCUUGCGCUCCACGCAGGGGAUCUUUCCCUGGCCUCCCACAAUGCCGUGUCUUCUCUGCCCCUCUCUUUUGACACGUCAGAAGGAAAAAAGCGUAAGAAUUCAAGUACUAGUAACAAAGCGUGUAAAAUCACUAAAAUGCCUGGUAUGAAUAGCGUUCACAAAAAGAACCCACCCGGCCUUCUUGCACCGGUGCCCGAUCCCGUUAACAGCACCUCCUCUCGGCAGGUUGGGAAAAAUAACAGCCUAACUUUGUCACAAUCCAGUCCUUCAAGCAUAUCCAGCCCAGGACACAGCCGACAGAAGAACGCAAGCAGAAUGGGCAGGAUACGGACUCUUCCUUAACACGACUGCAAAGCCACUUCCAAACCAGUUCCUGCUGUGAACCUCCCCAGCACACCGCAGCAGGAAGAGGGGCUGGCCCGUGGGGGAGAGUCUGCUUCCUGGGUACUGCCUGUGUUUCUGGCCUUUCCUCUUCCUCUUCUUCUUUUUUUAUUUGACCAAUUUUCAGUUGUCCUAAAGAAAAAGAAAAAAAAGGCAAAAGAAUGUGCAUUUGAGAUCUAUGGAAAACAGUACCAAUGUUUUCUUUCCUUUUCAUUGUUUUCAUUUGCCAUGUUUAUACAUUCUUCCAAAUUUGGGGUCACACCCUUGGUCCUAAUGCUGCUAGCACACCAUCGUUUUGCCCCAGCCCUGAGAGCAGACAUCACAAGGUGUCCGUUCCGGGUUAGCAUACAUGGAAGCUCUUGAAUCUUUACAUUUGCAGAGCUCUUUCCCUUCCUCACCCUCUCCCGCCCCAUCCAUCCCAUCCCAUCCCACAGGUCACUCACCAGAAUCCCACUGGACAUCAGGAAUUGCCACCUCACACACACACCAGCUCCCCUGGACCACAUGCUGGGAGAGGAGCUUGGUGGGGAAGGAGGAGCUAGGGCCUUUGGGCAGGGGGGGUCUCUCACCUGGCUUCUGCAGCCCUCUGUGGCUAGAGCCAAAUGCCAGGAGCCAAAUUUAGUGGCCCAUUAAUUAUAUGGUUUACUCAAUACUUAGAUCCAGUUAUACAGCUCAAAAAGUAAAUAAAUAAAUAAAUAAAUAAAUAAAUAAAUAAAUAAAUAAAAAGCUAUACCCAGUCAAGGACAGGGACAAAAGGGACCUGGGAGGGAGACAGGAAGCAGACCAUGGAGAGAAGGGACAAUGCCCCUCAAAAGAUAGAUAAUGAAAACCAGGUAGCUGUCUAGGUCUGAGCUCAUUCGGAAUCUACUCUGCAAAGAAUCCCUUCGCUUAGGGCAGUGCACAAGUUCCCAAAGCUGGGUCAGCUAGAGACACGAAGCCUCGCACAGAGGCCACAGGAACCAAGGGACCCCCUCCAUGCAAGUGGGGACCUGGUGGCCGUAGCUGCCAAAGGUUCUCGUGCUGCCUUCUCAAGGAAAGUUCUAGGGCCAGGAAGAUUCCUCCAGGGGAAAAGCCUGCCUGGAGGGCUAUGUGCCAAACCCCUUAUAAGAAUAAAUACUAGCAUUGCCCACCCACAGAUGAGCCUGCGCCCAGUUCUCAGAUGCGAGGAGCGGUUAAGGGCAGACGUAGUAAAGAAACGCCAUUUGGAAGUGCUGGAGCGCGGCCGUUGCAAAGCUAUUCACACUGGAGUUUGAAAGAAAGAGCAGUACCAUAAGCUCUAAUAGGGAAUCAGAAUUCACAGUACAAAGUAGGCAUUCUGCGCUCAAAUUUGGGACUUUGCCCAUGACGUAAGGCAGCACGGCUCAGCUUCAUUCUGGAAUCAGAAACACGGGCUAGUUUUGCAGCUGGGCACAGCCAUCAUUCCCUCCCUGAAGUUUUCCUCUCCAUUCCCUUCCUCCCAACCCAAAGAUCAGACUACUGUUAAGUUUCACCACACGAUUGGGAUCUGCAAAGACGGGAGGCAAACGGAGUGAUUUGCAUCAAUGGAAUUGCACUGACAGUGUUUCUUAUAGGAUUCCAAAAUUUUUUUAAUAUAAAGAUUUUUAAAAAAUAAAAUAAAAUCAGGAGUUGAUAUUUAAGUACCAGGACAUUAGUUUGGAUGAUUUCAUUUUUAUUUCUACAGUGUUAAAAGUGCACUUAUAUGCUGGUUUAUUUACGUCUUGGGAAAAAAAAAGAGACUUCAAAUUGAAGGAAUGAUUGUUACUUUUUGGUUGUUUUUUUUUAAUG
Messenger RNA from Jaculus jaculus (lesser Egyptian jerboa), 4728 nucleotides. RefSeq names its product ataxin 7 like 1 (gene Atxn7l1). The transcript is spliced from 13 exons. The coding region runs from base 1 to 2904 and encodes 967 amino acids. The record is from RefSeq and is a predicted model, not a curated record. Lineage: Eukaryota; Metazoa; Chordata; Mammalia; Rodentia; Dipodidae.